UGACACCAGUUGCUAACCGCUGCACCGGUUGUGAAUCUUGACCCCCCCCACCUCCCAGUCCAUCCUUUGAAGCACUCCCCAGCAUGAGCUCCUCUCAAGCAAACAUGGACAUCCUGGAUGAGCUGCAGCUGAUCGCUGCCCAAAACCUGGAGAAGCUGGAGGUCAACAAGUACUAUGAGGUGAUCAGGGAGUUGGGCAAAGGCACCUAUGGCAAGGUGGACCUGGUCAUCCACAAGAUCCGAGGUACAAAAAUGGCUCUGAAGUUCCUGAAGAAGAAGACAACAAAGCUGAAGUCUUUCCUACGGGAGUACAGCAUUUCUCUGUACUUGUCCCCCUGCCCCUUCAUCAUCAACAUGUUCGGCAUCGCCUUCGAGACAGACGACUACUACGUCUUUGCUCAGGAGUACGCUCUGGCAGGAGACCUCUUCGAUAUCAUUCCUCCGCAGGUUGGUCUUCCUGAGGCGGUGGCAAAGCGCUGUGUGCACCAAGUAGCCAUCGCUCUGGACUACCUGCACUGUAAGAAGCUGGUCCAUCGAGAUAUCAAGCCGGAAAACAUUCUCAUUUUCGACAGGGAGUGCCGCAAAGUCAAGCUGUCUGACUUUGGCAUGACCCGUCGAGCUGGCUCGCCCGUGAAAAGAGUGAGUGGCACCAUCCCCUACACAGCCCCCGAGCUCUGUGAUGUGUCCCGCCAUGAGGGUUUCUGCGUGGACUACAGCACCGACGUUUGGGCGUUCGGCGUGCUGCUCUUCUGCAUGCUGACCGGGAACUUCCCCUGGGAGAAGGCGCUGCCCACCGACUCGUUCUACCAGGAGUUCGUCCACUGGCAGCGGAGGAGGACGAACACGGUGCCGUCGCAGUGGAGGCGCUUCACCGAGCAGUCCCUCCGCAUGUUCCGCCGACUGCUCUCGGUUGAGCAGGACCGCCGCUGCUCCGUGAAAGAGGUGUUCGGCUACUUCAGCCACUCCUGGAUGCUGGAUUCAGAGAGCGACAGCAAUGGCAACGCAGGAGGCGGAGGCGGCGAUGGAAGGGAAAUGGUUGGCAGCAGCAGUAGCGGAGGAGGGGGAGGAGGAGGAGGAGGAGGGAAGACGCGAGGAGACAUGGAAGGCACCAGCUCCACGUCUUCAUCCGGUGAGGAGGACGAAGAGCUCCUGGUGGAGAGGAUGAAGCAGCAGACUCUUUCGCCGCGCUCCCCCCUUUCGCCGCUUUCUCCCAUGGCGGUCGAGAGGGGCGGGGCCAAAGGAGGGAUGAUAGAACCAGGCGGGGGGCACCAUUUUGUUUCCGUCUCUACCAACAGCUCUGUAUCGUCCACCAACAGCUACGACCGGAUGCCGCGAGAAAACGGUUCACCGGGGGGCCGCAUGCUGGUGGCCACACCCAUAGAAAUCUGCGUCUGAGCAUGACUCAUCACUUUUAUACCUCUCAUCCAACCACAGAGAUGUGCAUGCAUGGGGGGGGGGAACUAAACCUUCUAAACAUUGUAGAGAGGGAGAGCACAUGUGUCGGAGAACAGUUUUGUAGAACGCACACAUUCCUCGUUCUCCUGAAAAGACGACAAAAACGCGUCCUGUUUACAAGAUGAGUAUCGGUUAGUUUGUCACUAAAACCCUUGGGAAAAAAAACCAAAAUGUAUUUCUGAAAGCAAUACUUGCAGCAAAAAAAAAAAAGAGCAAAUAGCAUUUUGAUGAAGCCAAGGGACAAACGAAACUUUUUUUUUUUAGAUAAAGACCGAAACAGCUGAAGAGAAACCCGUAUUUUACGGUGCUUUGGUGGUUUCAGGUGUUUCAGGUGUAAGAAAAAUGUGAAAGUGUGUUUGUGUGUUUUGUGUGUAUGAUCCUAACAGAAGUGGGUUUAUUUUGUUUUGAGAAUUGUGUUGUUUAUUCAGAUCUAAAAAUGACUAGAAAAUCUAUUUUUUUCUAUUUUUUUAAGGUAACUUUUUGUGUUUUUUUUUUAUUUUUAUUUUUUUUUCUGUUUUACUAAUUGUUGUUAAGCUAGCAUCCAGGCUCAGCGGUCCUGGAUCUUCUUGUUUGUGACGUAACGUGUUUGAUGGACUGAAGAAUCGCCCACAGUAGGCCUGACUCUUUUUUGUUUUAAUCUAUUCACUCCUGGAAUUCUGUUUGUAUAACUUUAUUUAUUGUAAAUCUGUCUGUGUUGCAUUUAGUUUAGUUUUUUUUCCCCAAAAAUUUUAACUAAAAUAUUUUUUGGGAAAUAAAAAAGACGGCAUUAGCUCGAUGUAAAACAAAGGAAACAACAGCAGGUUUUUUUCUAACUGCGUGAUGAGCAGUUCACCCUUGAGUCCUAAAAAAGAAACAAUAUAAAGUCCGUAUUGCUGCCACCCCAGCAAAAACAAAACAUCACCGUGACACGUUAAAAAUAAAAAAAUUAUCAUUACCUCCAUCCAUUAUCUUUAACCCACUUCUUCCUUUCAGUGCCACAGGGACACUGGAACCCGUAUCCUUUAGUCAUUGUGCGAGGGGUCACAAGUCCAUCACAAGGCACACACUUUUACAGUAUAUGUAUUUAUAACAUGAGAACAAAAACAUCCCUCAAUAGUCAUAAUUUAAAGUAGAAAUUGUAUACAGAGCCUGCGAGAGGACAUCAGGGGAUUUUUCUUUUUUUUGCAUUCCGAUGCAACACUUUUGCGUGACCUCGCAGUACUGGAAUGUUUUGUAUUGAAUGAGACUUUUAUUUUGAAAUAUCCAGUUGGUGGUGAUAAUGUGUGGCUGCAUAGAGUUAAAUAUCUGUAUAACUCUAUGCGUGGCUGUGAUAUGUUCAUUAUGAAGCUGAAUUAAAGUAGUAACUCCUAUAUAAUAGUGUGCAUGUCAGGCUAUUAAUAGACUGUCAGGUUCAACAGUAAAGAAUAAACGUCUGUGAGGUAACACAAAACUUUAAUGUGAGAAUGCAAAGAAAAAAAAUCCUAUGUACUCACAUUGUUUAAAUAUAAAAUCAAAUUUCACAGUCCAUAGCAUGGCAUUUUGUAAUAAUGUAAAAAGAAAACCUUUUGGGUGAUAAAUAUAUUGCAUUAACAUGGAAAUAUAYUCUUUUAAAGCAAAAACGAAAGAAAUAGAGUCAAUAAACUUUUCACAAUUCUAGUUUAUUUUUGCUUGGGUGACAGCAACAUGCUUCUUUAAAAAAAUAAAAGUUAAGGGUUUCAGAAAUGACUAUUUCUUUAUUUUUGCAGUAGCAUAAUUCCUUGCGUUGUUUCCGUGGGUAAAACCAAAACAAAACAUGAAUUUCUUAAUAUGUUGAGAAAUUCUGGGACUAAAAAAGUAAAUAUUAACUAUUUUUAUUGUGUGAUGUAUUUGCAUUAAUGUUGUGGCAUUAUCUCACCUCCUUCAAGAACAGAAAAAAGAAGCAUGAGGACACAUGCUUUAAUUGUUUAGCACAGCUUAUGUGUAUAUUAAAGGGAUAUUUCAACCCUUUUAAAGUGGGUUCUGUGUGAAAAUUAUGAAGGAUUAACAUCCUACCUGUUGCAGAUAGCUUCUUAAACAACUUCAGUUUGGAGAAAGAAAAACCUGUCUGACAGGGCUGAUGAGCUAAUGACUAGUCAGAAAGCAGCUAGGACCAAAGAGGAUCGCUGCCAUCUUAAAAAACUCAAACCUCCUAAACUUUGCACCGAUUCAUGCAAACGCUUUUAAAAACCUUUGCAAUGUCACCAGUUUUGCAUCACAUAUGUUCACAUACAGUUCUGUGAUUAUUCAAAAGUGAAAGCAGCAGCAGCUAGCUGCAGCACUUCCUGUUUAGCAUGCAGAUACCUCCUGCAGGAAUUUCCUAACAUUUUUGCAGAAAUGAUUAUGUAGAACUGACGGCAACAAAAAUGUUUUAAAUAAUAAUAACUGCAGACAUUUGUAGUUUUAGGGCAACAGCAAUUCAUUAUUGGAUGUGUCUGUGCUAACUCACCAUUAUUGGCUUGUAAAUACAGUUGGAGGAGACUUGUGUUAAAAUAAGUCCAAUCGCCUUCGUUUCGGUCCAGAAUUGAUGAAGGUGUAAAGGUUUACAAAACAGAGUAUUGUAUGAAAGGCUAUGAAAUGUUUGAGACUGGAGCUGUUUUAAACAAUUACUCACUUUGGUUUAACUGCAUUCUGACCAUCAACAUGAAGUAACAUGACAUCCUCAUGUCACGCUGAUGUUAAAGCUAAAAAAUGAAUGUGCUCCCUCUGUAAACUGGUGCCAGGACGGUUAGAAAGUUCAUGCAAACACAAAAGACAAAAAAAUUUAAAUACUCAUUUUUUCCCCAAACGUUGACUUCUCCUUUGAAGCUGUAUUUACAAAUAUUAACUUUUUAUUGUUUUUAUUGUCAAAUUAGUUGAUGCUUAAAAAAAAAGAUUGUGUGCUGAAGAGUAGGCGGGGCUUAUAGCCCCACAUCCCAACCGCACAGACUCUGGUUCCAAAAAUACAUCCACAUCAGCUGCAGUGUAAACAGCAGGGAGAGGAGAGGAUGCUCCUGACGUUUCAUUACCUCAUCAGUUCUGUCAGACGUUAUUUCUCCCAGCUGAGGUACAAAAAACAAUCUAAAUAUUAACUGUUCAUACUUUUCUCCUAAACCCCUUUAAAAUGGCCAAAACAUCCAUUUAAAUAUCAGAGUUUUCUCUUUAAUUGUUUUUAGUAUAGAAAGGAGCCUUUUUUAAAACCAAGUUCAAACCCAUGAUAAAAAAAAAGAAUCCAUUUCUUGCUGACUCUUCACGAGGAUCACAUAACUAAUCGAAGAAAAGCGCUGAAUCAUGUYCAGGAAUGGCUGCUGCUUUCCAGACCUAAUUCUGCAUGAAAAUGUGUAUGUGCUACAAAGCUUUGUUGUGAAGCCGUGCUCCGUGUUUCCCCACUCUACAAACUGUAGUUCUCUGUAGCCGUAGACUAGCAGCAAACGUUUCUUUAUCUUGUGAGAGUCAGUAGCCUCAGCAUGGAUCUAACAGCCUGAGGAACAGCUACCCCCCCCACCCAUUGUGUAUUUCCAUCAUGUUCUGCAAAGCCGCUCCCCACAUUCAUGAGUGCAUAUGCAAAUGACUACAUCUUGUGACAAUCUCUGACCUCAUUGGCAGCCAUUUGACUCAGAACAAAGGACCACCCUGGUACGGAUCCUGCUGAAGUUCUGCGUCGGCCAGCCACGAGCGGAGGCCUGCGCGUGAGCUCACCGCUGCGGCCCCUCCUCUGCUGCAGCAUCUGAGUCAGGCGGCGCCGCCUGGACAUCUCACCCAUAACGUGUCGUGUUGUGAUGGAGUGCCACCGUCUUUCAGUUUGGUGACCAUGUUUCAAAGCAUCAGAACUUUAGUGGCGUUUUAGUGAGUAGAUGACAGUGGCACUAGAACUUAUACCCCUCCCCCAACCCCAGUUUUGUCUUUGCAAUACAACUGUCUUCCUGUAAACUGAGAUUUAGUCAAUAAAAUGAAACUCCAUGUCGGC
This is a messenger RNA of Austrofundulus limnaeus, 5394 nucleotides long. RefSeq names its product serine/threonine-protein kinase SBK1. The record is from RefSeq and is a predicted model, not a curated record. NCBI's taxonomy places the organism in Eukaryota, Metazoa, Chordata, Actinopteri, Cyprinodontiformes, Rivulidae. Gene Ontology annotation, biological process: protein phosphorylation. Gene Ontology annotation, molecular function: ATP binding; protein serine/threonine kinase activity.